Molecule: messenger RNA, 730 nt
Organism: Helianthus annuus (common sunflower)
Lineage: Eukaryota; Viridiplantae; Streptophyta; Magnoliopsida; Asterales; Asteraceae
Product: small nuclear ribonucleoprotein Sm D2
Exons: 7
Coding region: 175-501 (108 amino acids)
Biological process (GO): RNA splicing; spliceosomal snRNP assembly
Cellular component (GO): U2 snRNP; precatalytic spliceosome; U5 snRNP
Molecular function (GO): RNA binding
Source: RefSeq, a predicted model, not a curated record
ACGAUACGAUCAAACUGGAGCUUGCAUAAAACCCUUGAAAUUCAUCACUUAAACCCAUAUCACGCCCUAGUGAGUAGUGGCCACACUGCACGCCGUCGACGAUCCCAUCUUUCCGGUAUCCAAACAGAUCAUACUUUUCGCUCUCUGCGGUUUCACUCUAUUCUUCCAUCCAACAUGAGUCGACCAAUGGAGGAAGAUGCACCAACCAAGAAUGAGGAGGAGGAGUUCAACACUGGGCCUCUCUCUGUAUUGAUGAUGAGUGUCAAAAAUAAUACACAGGUUCUUAUUAACUGCAGGAAUAAUAAGAAGCUUCUAGGCCGUGUUAGGGCGUUUGACCGACACUGCAAUAUGGUGCUGGAAAAUGUUAGAGAGAUGUGGACUGAGGUGCCCAAGACAGGAAAAGGCAAGAAAAAGGCUCUUCCGGUUAACAAAGAUAGAUUUAUCAGCAAGAUGUUUCUUCGAGGCGAUUCAGUCAUCAUUGUGCUUAGAAACCCCAAGUGAAAGGAUUUGGUCCGUCUUUUAUCGGCUUGUCUUGCAAGAAAAAUGUCAUUGGUAGUACUUAUAAUGGUAGCCAUUGUAUGUUAGUUGGAAAAAAACCUGGUUUGUAUGCCUUCUGUAGUAUGAGGACCCGUAACUUCUCUUUGCUUUCGUUCUGAGUUUGGUUAAGAAAAAGUUAUCUAUCAACUGAAACAUCCCUUUUUAAUCGAGCAUUUCAAAUGUCGUUUGUUUA